ACGUCUUUGUCCAAAUCGAAUAUCGAAAUUGUAUAAAGACUACAGAUUCAUUCAUUAGAAGAUCAGUGUAUACAAUCAAAGUGAUCAUUUUUUAUAUUUGUGAUGCAAUAUCAAAUAGGAAAUAAAUAUGAAACAAAGGAAUUUAAAUAUCGUACUCCUCAUCGUAGUAUUGAGUUUGCUACAUAAAAACAAUGCGUGUCAAAUGAGUGGUGUUACAAUUUGGGACGUCCCGAUUCAAGAGAGCAUAUUAGAUACGUUUGAAGGAACAUUCUUCAACAGAUCUACAACAAAUAUUCGAGGCAUUAGCACCAUCUUUUAUCGCGAGGGUUUAAAUCGUGGGCCAUACCUAACAGUCUCAUUAGUUGAUUCUGAAUUUACGAUAAGUACGAAUGACGCAUUUAAGGAUUACGAAGAAUAUGAGACGGUGGGGUCAAUGGGAGUGACUGUCACUUUUAUAUGUGAUGGUGGCGGUUCAACAACAACCUUGGUUGUAGGCGUGGAUAUUGUUGACACUAAUAAUAACGCUCCACGGUUUCUGCCAUCAGAUAAUUAUGAGUUCUAUGUAUUUCCACCGGUUCCACCAGGAUAUGCAAUUAGUGGUUGUGACAGCGUCAUUACCGUCAGAGAUAUCGACUUGACAACACACAGGAUUGACUUCGCUAUAGAGGAGAAUCCCUAUGUAGAAAUAUUUUAUGACACAUCUUCAUCCACCCCUAAAGAAUUCAACGCUAUACUGAGGUCCAAGACAUUAAUCAGAUCACUAUCUGAACCAUUAAUGUUGACAAUUACAGGGACAGACGUUGAUGAAACUGGGGACCCCCCACUUACUACUACUGCUUCAAUCAGAAUAGAAGCAGACAGUCAGUUCAGAUUACCAGAUGAAUUACUAUUUUCAAAACCAUUUUAUUUAUUGGAAUAUUCAGAAGAACACGUGAUUUUAAUGAAUGAAACUAUACACUUGGUGCAAGGUUAUGAUGAAGAAGUAACAUUUGAUUACGAUGGGGACUAUUAUAACAAUUUCGAAUUGGAUGUUAAUGGUAAUGAUUUAUCAUUUAAAGUGAUAUCUCCUCUACCUGUUGAAGUAUUUAAUGAACGACAUUUGUUCUUAAGUAUCAAAGCGGAAAGGGAAUUUACAAGUGGGGCUGUCGCAACUGUAAUUCUACAAUUACCGGCAGCUAGAGUGAUAACUUUUAAAGAAUCACAUUGGACAGGAGCUUACAGUGAAGCAUAUGAUGAAGAAUUAUUUUUAAUAUAAUAUGCGGUAAGUCAAAAUAUGAUCAUUAUUUAAUUUUUAUGUGAAACUGACUUAAUUUUAUUUAUAUUUCACGG
Messenger RNA from Leptidea sinapis, 1329 nucleotides. RefSeq lists its product as uncharacterized. NCBI's taxonomy places the organism in Eukaryota, Metazoa, Arthropoda, Insecta, Lepidoptera, Pieridae. The record is from RefSeq and is a predicted model, not a curated record. Bases 128 to 1255 code for a protein of 375 amino acids. The transcript has 7 exons.